AUGCAUGAUCAUUUCAUCAAGUAUGGUGAUAUCUUGGAGGCAGUCAUCAUCUCCGACAAACUCACUCGCCGUUCCAAAGGCUACGGCUUCGUGACUUUCAAAGAUGCGGAAGCUGCCAAGAGGGCUUGCGAAGACUCGACUCCGAUCAUCAAUGGCCGCCGUGCCAACUGCAAUCUUGCCUCCCUCGGUGGCCGCCAUCGUAGAUCCCCCACCACCAUGCCCUCUCCUCAACAAGGAUCAAAGAAUGUGAGUAUGGCCACGUCAGGACAUGUGGGAAAUUAUCAAGCUCAGUGUUACUACCCUGCGGGAUUCACACACCAGCAGCAUCAACUUCAACAACAACACCAUCAUCAAGCCAUUCCAUUCUAUGGGCACCCUUCCUCCUACGUGGCCCCUAGCAUGACUUUCAAUCAAAAAGUUGGUUACGUUGGCGGAGCCUAUAUGAACGGAUAUUACGCACAACCGCAACCUCAACCUCUGCCGCAACCGCAAUAUUACCACCAACAUCACAUGUAUGGUGGAGGACGUGUAAUGGUUGCAGCAAGCCCGGCCAUGAUGCCUCUCUACACUGUCUAUCCUUAUCAUCAAUCUCCAGCUAUCGGUUUUCCCCAGCCUUCUUUUACGAAACACAUUCCUACUCAUCCUCCCAUAUCAGGUACAGUUGGAGGAGGAGCAGAUAGCAUAAUGAAGAAGGCCUUAAGUUGAUAGGCCACAACAAGCUGUUCAUCAAACGAUUCAGCCCAGAAUUAUUCAUUUCUCUAUCUCCCAUGUAUUAUUAUUUUAUUAUUUUACCAUGUUGACAUAAAUCAAUGUUUAGAAAAUAAUUCAUAUACAUUUAAUAUUUUUUCAUUUAAACUUGCUAAUAUUCUUUUGAAGUAGC
Messenger RNA from Eruca vesicaria subsp. sativa (arugula), 880 nucleotides. The record is from the annotation of a GenBank genome assembly. NCBI's taxonomy places the organism in Eukaryota, Viridiplantae, Streptophyta, Magnoliopsida, Brassicales, Brassicaceae.